UCAUAAUGGCAUGAAAUAAUAGUGAACUAUGGCUGAACUCAACGUUGAUUGCAUGUUACUAUCGUCAUCUGUAAAAUGAAGUCACUCGCUUUGACUAAGCUUCUCAAGCAUAGUCGUCCUUGUCACAAAAACAUAACCAACCAUCACGUGUAACAGCCUGUCUCAUUCUCAACUGCGCCUCAGCACCGGCUGGCUGGUUAACAUACCUGAGGCGACGGGGACUUAGUCAACGGUUAACACCUAUUAGUCCAGUCUUCGCUUGUCGAUGCGUUGAAGUUUCUUCAGCUCCGUCGAUUCGUGUUCGUUACCUCUUCUAGAAAAGCCAGAGCUUCCAUCAGGUAAACACACCUGAAACCCCAACUCAAAGUGACAAAUCCACCAAUUCGGCAUCAUCAAUGCUAUUUCUAGCACUAAGCUUUUAAACUCCAACACCGAUCUGUCCAAGCUUCUGUUUCACUUCCAACUCCGCUCAGACCUUCCACCCGGAUCCGAAUCAUGAAACUCCAUUCAAGUCAGGAUAUCGCAGUUACAAUAGUCUUGUACUCGCUCUUCAUCUGUACUGUGUCGCUGUCCACCAUCUUGGGACUCGAGCACGUACCAGGAUGGGGUCUCGAGAUAGCUUCACUACUGAGUCAGGUCUUGUGGAGCAUCUCCAAACAGACACAGCUGCUCAACACAAGACGCUGGAGAACCCCAGAUCCUAGUGCCCAUCAUUCUACUUCUCGUAGGUCUUCAUAUACUCGAGUAUCUGCUUCUCCACCUGUCAUCAGAAAGCCACCGCAGAUGCCAGCUCUCAGAUCGGUCCGUCGAAGUUUUAGUACAGACUAGAUAUCUACAGAGAAGUUUUGAUCGCCGAUCGCUAUUCAGCAAAGGUCCAAUCUCCCCCAGACGAGGAUCACCAGUAUUUCACAGUGUAGUGCAUGAUCGUCCACCAUAUGUUUCAGGGUCCUCCAGAUACGUCAAGUGACUCGUGACGCCAAAGCGCUAGAUCUGCGAGCACUCAUGCCAAUCUCUAUUCCAGAGUGCAACUCUUUUAAAGUCUCAGUAACAUCGUUCAAAUCCAAGCUCCAUCGUCAACUCUGACCGCCCUUCUCUGGCGUUUAUUUGCGCUUCUGGAGCCACAAUUCGAACAAAGUCAAGCGCCGUAACGUUCUCCCCUGAUGGUGACCCAGCCACAUUCUCAACAGCACCGCGUUCUCAUGCAAGACACAGCGCAACAUCCUUCAAGUGGUCCAAGCAUCAAAAGGAAAUGAACGAGCGCCUCUUUUAGUGCUCGAGGCCCCCACGGAGCACGCAAGAGGUUCUUCGUGUUGAAGCCGCUACGAUCACUUGACGGCUGAGGAAGUCUUGUCUGAGACACUGACGCUGUUUGAUACAGCUGUGUCUGUCGCAGAGUUGAAGGGAACAAGCUUGGAGUUGUGAGAGAGACAGAGACAGACAAAGAGAGAGGCAAAGUGGAGGCGACUAACAAUUGAAGGCUCAUGAAUUGAGAUGAAUUUAUGAAGAACCCACUUGGG
Messenger RNA from Fusarium oxysporum Fo47, 1517 nucleotides. RefSeq lists its product as uncharacterized. NCBI's taxonomy places the organism in Eukaryota, Fungi, Ascomycota, Sordariomycetes, Hypocreales, Nectriaceae. The transcript has a single exon. The record is from RefSeq and is a predicted model, not a curated record. The coding region runs from base 496 to 828 and encodes 110 amino acids.